GAACAAUAUUGAUUGUUUUGGGGGUUUUUUUGCGUGUGAAGCUUUUGAGCAGAAGCAUCAGCUUUGUAGAGAGCAAGCAUUAGAGGCUCUCUGUGGUGCACAUGCUGGAUAUCAUGCCCAGUAAGAGUGUACUUAACACAGAAGUGGUCAGUAAUACAGAUGGAACGUUAAAAGCCAACACAGGACGCUCCAGGAAAAGAAAAGCCGAUGUUGCUAUUCAUUUAUCAGAUCCAGAUGAGGAAGUUGCAGAGAUGACCAGAAAGAAGCAAUGUGCAUCUCGGACGUGCCAGGAUAAGACGGCGGCCUGUUGGAGCCCGCGUGAGCCCCACUCGUCCUCAGAUCAGGCUGACAGACCGGUUGGAAUCGGCAGUAUGGGAUUUGCACACUAUAACGACAGAAAUAUUUUCCUCACACCGACGCGGCCUUCCCCUCUGCCUGCUCUCUGCUGGGCGAACAAAGACGACGUGUGGAACUACCUGCUGAGAAAGGAUAAGCUCUAUCUCCACGAUAAACAUGUGAUGGAGAGACACCCGAACUUGCAGCCCAAAAUGAGAGCCGUCCUGCUUGACUGGCUUCUUGAGGUGUGUGAGGUGUACAAGCUACAUCGGGAGACGUUCUAUUUGAGUCAGGAUUAUUUCGAUCGGUUCAUGGCGACGCAGAAGAACGUUCUGAAAUCCACUCUGCAGCUCAUCGGCAUCUCGUCUCUCUUUAUAGCUGCUAAGAUGGAGGAGAUUUAUCCUCCGAAAGUGCACCAGUUUGCAUAUGUUACUGACGGCGCGUGUACGGAGGAGGAGAUCCUCAGCAUGGAGGUCAUUAUCAUGAAGGAGCUGAAUUGGAGUAUGAGUCCACUGACUCCGGUUUCGUGGUUGAACGUGUACAUGCAGAUGGCUUAUCUGAAGGAGUUCGCUGAAGUUCUCAUGCCGCAGUUUCCACAGACUACUUUUGUACAGAUCGCUGAGCUGCUGGAUUUGUGUAUUUUGGAUGUGAGGAGUUUGGAGUUUUCCAACAGCCUGCUUGCAGCAUCAGCUCUCUUUCACUUCUCAUCAAUGGAACUUGUCAGUAAAGUCUCAGGUCUGAAGUGGAGUGACGUGGAAAGCUGUGUGAGGUGGAUGGUUCCGUUUGCCAUGGCAAUCCGUGAAGUCGGCAGUUCCACUCUUAAAACGUUUAAAGGAAUUCCAGCUGACGAUACGCAUAACAUCCAAACCCAUGUUGCCUACCUGGACUGGCUGGAAAACGUGUACACCUAUCAACAGGCGGAAGUAGAGCGUGGCCAGACAUCCCCUAUACCCUCUGGGGUGCUUACUCCACCGCCCAGUAGUGAGAAACCUGAGGAUGUGCCCUCCUGACCCUCCACACACUUCCUUCAUCUAUGUGAUUUGGGACACGGUCUCUCAUACAGUGACGGAUUAACAUAAGACCAGCAUCUUCAGCUUAUAUUAACAUGCACAGCUUGUAUUUUUAUUCUGCAGACUUGAAAUGUCCCUUUUUUUUUUUUAAAAAACAAAUGAUUUUAUAUUUGUAUUUUUUCCCCCCGGAGUGGGAAACUGCCCACCUGCUGACUCUUCAGAGCGACUCUGUGCCCUGAAUGCUGCUAACGGAGGUGGAGCAGAUGGGGGAAACGGCUAAAUGAAACGAAGCCUUGAUUAUAUUUUAUACACUAGCGUGUGAGUGUGUGUGAGAGAGAGAGCGUGAGAGAAUUCCUGCUGCUUAUAUGAGAAUUCUUUCUGCCAGGUUACCAUUGAAAUGGCUUCAGAAGUUGCAGGACUGGGAUUUUAUUUUGUAUUAGAUUUUCUCUGGUUGCAUCCCCAGUGGCGAAUUUUACCCAAAUGGUCUUGUUUUUAAAUUAAAUGCUGCUACUUUUCAUUUUUAUAAGAUUAAAUAAAGAUUUUA
Molecule: messenger RNA, 1890 nt
Organism: Trichomycterus rosablanca
Lineage: Eukaryota; Metazoa; Chordata; Actinopteri; Siluriformes; Trichomycteridae
Gene: ccne1
Product: cyclin E1
Exons: 12
Coding region: 102-1346 (414 amino acids)
Biological process (GO): regulation of cyclin-dependent protein serine/threonine kinase activity; G1/S transition of mitotic cell cycle
Cellular component (GO): nucleus; cyclin E1-CDK2 complex; cytoplasm
Molecular function (GO): cyclin-dependent protein serine/threonine kinase regulator activity
Source: RefSeq, a predicted model, not a curated record